AGGUCAAUAAUUAGAUUACUGCUGUCCAUGUAAACGUAGUCACUAGACUUGCAGGAGGACACCAGGUUUUAGAGACAUUUCGGACAGGUUGUUGCUCCGCCUAGAGCAGAAACGUAUGAGUGAAUGAAAUGAAAGUGAAAGUGAAUCAGUUUCGUUUCUGCUGAAGAUUCACUCGGAGUCAAAUUCAGUGUAUCACCAGUUUGUCUGAAGAGCAUUAAAGCUUCACUGCAGAUGGGAAUGGCUUGGUCUACAAGAUUUCGUUUGUGCAACAUGAAUAGAGACUUCAGUGUGAGAGGGCUUUCGAACUGCAGUCUCUCCUGCUGUAUAAAUGCUUUACUGCAGUCUUUUGCAGCCACUACAGAAUUACAGGAGGUGCUCAGCAGAUGGCAGCCGUCUAAGGAAUCCGAUGUCUACAAUGUUCCCCUGGAGCUCAAAAGAGCAUUAGAAGCCAUGAAGGAUCAUAGGCAGGCCAGUCCUCAUCAGCGUUUUCUGGAGUGUCUUCACCAUAACCACAUUUGCUGGUUAACACAACAUGACGCUGAUGAAGUCUUCCACGCCAUCCUAAACCUCAUUCAGAAGCAGAUGUCUGACCAGCAAAUUGCUGCAGAGAUCACAAAUCUUUACAAGAUCGAGGUGGAAGGACGGUCUCGGUGUUUAGAAUGUGAGAACGUACACCGUGUCCCCACCUUCUUCCUCCGCUUGCCACUACAUCUGCAUGACGGCGAGAACACCUUGGAGGACUGUUUAAAAAUGUUUUUUGAGUCGCAGAAGUUGGAAGGCAGUGAAGCUUUUUACUGUGUCAAAUGUGAAAGGAAGACGCCAACUGACCAGGGGCAGAAGCUUGUUUCACUGCCAUCUAUCCUAUGCAUUCACCUAAAGAGGUUCAGAAGCAACAGAGACUUUACCAAAAAGCUGAACACCAAAGUCAGUUUCCCUGAAACUAUUAAUAUGGCUGAAAUGUUACCUGAGGAACGUUCCAAAGCGUCGGAGAGCAGGUACAGACUAUAUGCAGUCAUAGUUCAUUCUGGGACGGCCAUGACGGGGCACUACACGGCAUACAUCUAUUCCAAGGAAAGCAAGUGGUGUUAUGUUGAUGACAGCGACGUGACACAAGUCUGCUGGGAGACGGUUCAAGAAACGUAUGGAGGGCAAGGACGGUUCAGCGGUACUGCUUAUAUGCUGCUGUACAGGACACUGAGCUCAGAGGCAGCCCAGGAAUCCCUACGAAGAAGUUAAAGCGUCUUUAAAUCAAACUACAUGAAAUUAAGUAAAGGGCUACACUAUAGACGAAUUAGAUUGUACUAGCGAUAUUGUGCAUGGGAUAUGAUAUAGAAAUAAUGUUUAUAGCGUGUAAGACAUUUGGUGUCGGUAGCAUUAAUCAUCGUAGGAAAUCAUUUUUUCUUGGGAGUAUUUAUGUAUCAGUCUCACAUUAAUGAUUCUUUGAUAUCUAUCAAAAGGGCACACAAAGUAAAAUGUAUAUGAUAUAUAUUUAAUAAAAUUUUCUGUAAAAAAAAAAAUAUAUAUAUAUAUAUUAUAAUAAUUAAAUAAAUAAAACCUGACUUCUUCAGUCCACUAUAUUGGCUUCUUCUGUCCACAAGGUGUCAGUGAACUUUCAGUCCAGAGUGAUGUGUGUCGUAAUGCAUGCUGCAGUGAGACCCCAUACAACCUGAGAGCACAGGACAGAUAGAAUUAAGCAAGGAAGCAGCUAGAGAAGAAAAAAAAACAAAACACUAUAACCCCAAUUCCUCAGUUUAAACAUUUGAUAUGUUUUCUAUGUUCUAUCGUGCAUUACAUAUGGGUUCAUGAGAUUUACAAAUCUUUGCAUUCUGUUUUUAUUUACAUUUUACACACUGUCCCAGCUUUUUUGGAAUUGAAGUUGUACAAGCAUUUCCUAACAUGGAUAUAAACCAAUUUAGACUAAACGUGUACGUAAAUGAAUAAAUGUUCUACAUUAAACUGAGGAGGAAUGAUAGAAAUACAUGGGUUAACAGGAUUCAUUCAUACAUCUCCGGUAAGCGUUUAACGUUUGGUCAGGGUCACGGUGGAGCCGGAGCCAUUCCCGGGAACACUGGUAAUAAGAUGGGAAUACAGUACUCUGGAUGGGACAUGAGUCCAUCGCAGGGCAACCAAUGAAAGAUGAAGGCACAAAACUCAGUUUAGUAAUACUAAUGUUGUUAUACGGUUCAACAUUUCAUUCAAUUAAAAAAAAAAAAAAAAGAAGUAGUAUUAUUUCCUGUUUUAUUUAAAGUAUGCCGGAGUUCAAAAGGUUUCAUCUUAUGUAAGCACACUUGCAUGUUCCCCAUCAAACGAAGGUGUGGUAAUGAUUCAAGAUCUAUUUCCGUCAGAGCUGGACCUUUCAGAAUACUUUCUUCUGUUCUUGUUUUUUUUUUUUUCUUUCUCACCCUUAUGCAGUGCUGCUUAACUGUUCGCUUGGCUGUGUGCACUUCACCUCACAAGACAUUCAGCUAAAUGUCAACAUGUUGAACACUGCGAGCCUCUUCUUGUCUGAAGUGCAUACAUUUCCUUUUGAUCUAUAGAUAGGCCAUCUGUCUGCCGGUCGUUAUGAAAACAAAAUAACUGAGACUAAAGCCACGAUUACUACUGCAGCCAUUUAGCUCGGAGAGCAUCCGUGCCAAAACGUUUACUCUGUAGUCAGUUAGUACUUGUGGAAAUUUGUCAUAUAGUUAUUAUAUAAUUGGUGUGUGUGGACACCUGAUCAUCACAGCCAUAUGUGCUUGUUGAACAUCCCAUUACAGAUUUAUUCCCUCUUUCCUGUUAUAAUGCGCUCCACUCUUCUGGGAAGGCUUUCCACGAGAUUUUGGAGUGUGACUGUGGGGAUUUGUGAUCAUUCAGCUACAAGAGCAUUAGUGAGAUCAGGUACUGAUGUUGGGUGAGGUUCAUCCCAAAGGUGUUCAGUGGGCUUGAGGUCAGAGGUCUGUGCAAUACACUCGAGUUCUUCCACUCUGACAUGAACAUGUCUUCAUGGAGCUCGCUUUAUGCACAGAGGCAUUAUGGAACUUGUUCUUGCUGCCAGUAUUGCUGCUGCUACAUUACACAAUAGCUUACAGUCCAUGUUCGGUGUAUCUAUUGUCCUGCGUAUUUAUUGGGUUGCACUUGUCUCGCAUACUGUUCCGUGUUAUAUGGGUGUGAUGGUCAGGUGUCCACAUACUUUUGGCCAUAUAGUGUGUAUUAGAACAUAUCGGCCCAUAUUGAACUAAUCAUUAUUAUUAUUAUUGCAUUAAUGCUCUUUUAAAUGGCUGCAGUCUAAAACUUUCUGGUUGUCUUUGCUCAAAACUAAAAGCACUCUGUGAUAUAUAUAUUAUAUAUAGUGAUAUAAAUAACAGUGAGAUGAAAGAAAUCCACAAUAUUGACGUACUAAGUGCUUGCAUUCAUCCUGUUUUGUAAUGCUUGUAUGGUAACUUGUAUGUACAUUACUAAAAAUAUAUCUUGCAUCCUCAUUGUGGCCUGUCUUGAUUUUGUUCUCAUGAGCUACAUGACGUUUCUUUGCUAAAUGCCCCCAUUUUAGCACACAUAUGUGUCAGGCUUGGCUUAAUAGCUGCUGAGCUAAGCUUUCCCCACCUCUGCAGUUAUGUAAUGCUUGUGAACAGGAAACAGUUCUCUUUCUGCAUGCAUGCAUCUGGGUCAUGAUUAAAACUGUCACCUAGCAAAGCUUAAGGCUACUCCCGUGAGAAAUGUCAUG
Molecule: messenger RNA, 3700 nt
Organism: Ictalurus furcatus (blue catfish)
Lineage: Eukaryota; Metazoa; Chordata; Actinopteri; Siluriformes; Ictaluridae
Gene: usp18
Product: ubiquitin specific peptidase 18
Exons: 11
Coding region: 232-1236 (334 amino acids)
Biological process (GO): protein deubiquitination
Cellular component (GO): nucleus; cytosol
Molecular function (GO): cysteine-type endopeptidase activity; cysteine-type deubiquitinase activity
Source: RefSeq, a predicted model, not a curated record